Penicillium salamii is the source of this 1110-nucleotide messenger RNA. Lineage: Eukaryota; Fungi; Ascomycota; Eurotiomycetes; Eurotiales; Aspergillaceae. The record is from the annotation of a GenBank genome assembly.
AUGGCCGACGAGGACUCCCAUCUCUCUCUCCCAACGAAUCCGGCCCUCAGCCCGACCCCCUCACACUUCUACCCGUUCGCAACCUCACCAGAUGUCAUCCGGUCACACGAGAAAGAUGCAUUCCUCACCAGCAGUCUAGUCCAUCAAUCACAGGGCAUUGUUCGAGCCCUCCGCGGGGCCCGCUUCGCCCACACCUACUCCGACUCCAUCAAACACACCACCGAACUCCUCUACUUCUCUCUAACAACCGCCCUCGGCAAUCGCACCCUCGGCGAGGAAUAUUGCGAUCUAGUCCAGCUAGAAGACGACACAUUACAGUUACCGUCUAUCGGGCGCCGGGUGGGGUACAUUUUAAGCAGCAUUCUCGUGCCAUGGACACUCCAGCGUCUGCUGCCCGCACUCCGACAUCGGAUUCGUAACAAGCUGGAGCGCAAUGUCGCGCGUGAACAGCUCCGCGCAGCACAGCAGGCUGGCCUGCUGAACAAGCCCCAGCUUUCGGCGCCAGUGAAGAAGCCGUUCUUUACAAAGUUGCGCGUUCAGCAGUAUCUUCUUGAGCAUCUGGACUCCAUCACUUCUGUUUCACCCAUUUACGCCCUGAGUAUUGCGACUUUCUAUUUCACAGGGUCAUAUUACCAUCUUUCCAAGCGGAUCUGGCGUCUGCGGUAUGUCUUUACGAAGAAGAUAGAUGAUAAUGAGCAACGGAUUGGGUACGAAGUUCUGGGGGUGUUGCUCGUGCUGCAGAUUGCAGUUCAGGGAUUCCUACACGCUCGGAAACUAGCAACUAUUCCCGACGAAGAGGAAAAUUCGGAGGGCGAGUCUUCCUCGGGUGCCGUGCUUGCCUCGAUUCAGAAUCCCUCUGCUAUUCCUUUGCUUCCUGCUUCCAUGCCUCUUUAUGAUCUGGAAGAAAACCCCGGUGCUGUCUCGUGGAUCCCCGAAGGUCAACAGCGGAAGUGUACACUAUGUCUGGAGAUGUUCAAGGAUCCUAGUGUCACGACCUGCGGCCAUGUCUUCUGUUGGAUGUGUGUGAGGGAUUGGGUUCGAGAGAAACCUGAGUGCCCUCUUUGUCGUCAGGAAGUCUUGCUCUCCAAGGUUCUGCCUUUAAGAGGGUAA